Messenger RNA from Spizellomyces punctatus DAOM BR117, 4030 nucleotides. Its product is annotated as 5-oxoprolinase. Gene Ontology annotation, biological process: glutathione metabolic process. Gene Ontology annotation, cellular component: cytosol. Gene Ontology annotation, molecular function: 5-oxoprolinase (ATP-hydrolyzing) activity. The transcript has 11 exons. NCBI's taxonomy places the organism in Eukaryota, Fungi, Chytridiomycota, Chytridiomycetes, Spizellomycetales, Spizellomycetaceae. The record is from RefSeq and is a predicted model, not a curated record. The coding region runs from base 30 to 3911 and encodes 1293 amino acids.
GCACCAUCCAUUUCAUAAACAUUUCAAGCAUGCCAGGCAUUCGUAUCUGUAUCGACCGCGGUGGUACGUUUACAGACUGUAUUGCCUUUGUACCGUCUGCCUCGGAGUCUUUAGGAUACAAGACUAUCGUCGUGAAGCUGUUGAGUGUGGACCCACAAAACUAUCAAGAUGCCCCAAGAGAGGGCAUCAGGAGAAUAUUGGAAAUUGCAACCGGAAAGCCCCAUCCUCGAAAUGUACCGGUUGACACAUCACAGAUCGAUCUCAUUCGCAUGGGCACAACGGUCGCAACAAAUGCACUGCUUGAGCGCAAGGGCGAACCUUGUGCUCUUGUAAUUACAAAAGGAUUCAAAGAUCUACUGCACAUUGGAAACCAAUCGCGUCCAAAGAUCUUUGAUUUGGCCAUUCACGCACCAGACGUCUUGUAUGAGCAAGUAGUAGAGGUUGAUGAGCGAGUCACGCUUAUCAAUACCUCAGAUUCGAAAGAAGGAAAUUCAUCAUUUCAUAAAGGCGUUACGGGGGAGUGGGUACAUGUGCUAAAAGAGCCUCCACUGGAUGAGGUUGAGCAGGAUCUCAAACUAGUGUACGAUCGCGGCAUCCGUAGUGUGGCCGUCUGCCUGAUGCACUCUUAUACAUUCCCAAAACACGAAGAGCAAAUUGCCGCUCUUUGUCGCAAUAUUGGAUUUGAGAAUGUGACCCUCUCCUCCGCCAUCAUGCCGAUGGUGAAGAUCGUGCCAAGAGGAACAUCUGCGACAGCGGACGCGUAUCUUACUCCAUGCAUUCAACGAUAUAUAGAAGGGUUCUUCUCGGGUUUCGAUGAGGGAAUUAGAGAUCCCACUAAAGUGAAGGUAGAAUUCAUGCAGUCCGAUGGAGGUUUGGCCGCCGUUGAUGAUUUUAGCGGAUUCCGGGCAAUUCUAAGCGGACCAGCGGGUGGCGUUGUUGGUUAUGCUCUGACGAGUUUCGUUGAAUCCGGAAAGCCAGUCAUCGGAUUUGAUAUGGGAGGAACGAGCACAGAUGUCUCCAGAUUUGCUGGGCGAUACGAGCAUGUUUUUGAAACGACUACGGCAGGAGUUACAAUCCAAGCACCGCAACUGGAUAUCAAUACGGUCGCCGCAGGGGGCGGGUCGCGGCUUUUCUUUAGGAACGGCUUAUUUGUUGUGGGGCCUGAGAGUGCCGGUGCGGACCCGGGUCCAACGUGCUACCGUAAAGGCGGACCACUUACAAUUACUGAUGCAAACCUACUCCUUGGACGUCUCAUUCCCGACUUCUUCCCUAAGAUCUUUGGACCCACAGAGCGCGAACCACUGGACGUCAGCGCAACCAAAAAAGCCUUUGAGAGCUUAGCAGAGGACAUCAAUAAGUUUUUGGGCUCUGAUAAGACGAUGACGACAGCCGACAUCGCCUAUGGGUUUGUGAAAGUAGCAAACGAAAGUAUGUGUAGACCCAUUAGAGCGCUCACUCAGGCCAAGGGCUACGAUACGGCAGAUCAUAUUUUGGCAUGCUUUGGUGGCGCGGGUGGUCAGCACGCAUGCGCCAUUGCCCGUUCAUUGGGCAUUGAAAGAAUCUUGAUUCACAAGUACUCUGCCAUUCUCUCGGCUUAUGGAUUGUCUCUGGCAGAUGUUGUUCAUGAGGAACAGGAGCCGAGUGCCCUAACCCUCAAUGCAGAUGCAAUACCACAUAUUCAAUCCCGUGUUGCCGCAUUAACUGAGAGCUGUGUGGCCGUCCUUGAACGACAAGGUUUCACACGAUCUCGCAUUCAGCCUGAGAUCUUCCUCAACUUGCGAUACCAGGGAACUGACACUGCUUUGAUGACGCUUAAACCUCCUCAGGAGGAUAACUGGGAUUUCGCAACCGGAUUCGUUGAACAGUAUCAGCAAGAGUUUGGGUUUACGCUCCCGGAUCGCGAUAUUAUAAUUGAUGACGUUCGGGUUCGUGGCAUUGGAAGAAGUAUAGAAGGGGAUGAUUUCCGCACUCGUGUGCACGAGGAACUUGAGACAUUGGAAAGGCGCCCUGUUGAUGCCAGUAAACGGGAGAUGCAGCAGCCUGUCUAUUGGGAAGGGGGCUACGUUGAUACACCUGUUUACGUCCUAGAAAAGCUGGCUGUGGGUGAUCAAGUGACUGGCCCUGCUUUGAUCAUUGACAAGAAUGCAACCAUUGCAGUAGAACCUACCUGUAAGGCCGUUAUCACCAGUGAGCAUGUUGUUGUGGAUGUCGGCGGUCAAAGCAAGAAAACGCGAUCUACAGAACUAGAUCCGAUCCGGUUGAGUAUUUUCGCUCAUCGAUUCAUGAGCAUCGCCGAGCAAAUGGGGCGAACGUUGCAGAAAACGGCGAUUUCAACCAACAUCAAGGAGCGAUUGGACUUCUCUUGUGCCUUAUUUGGCCCCGACGGUGGGCUUGUAGCCAAUGCACCGCAUAUUCCUGUGCACCUCGGUUCAAUGCAGGAAGCUGUGCGAUGGCAAAUGGAGCAUCUUAAAGGGGACCUGAAGGAAGGGGAUGUGCUGCUGACCAACCAUCCUCAGGCCGGAGGAUCUCACUUACCAGACAUCACUGUGAUCACCCCUGUGUUCAACAAGGAUAAGAUUGAGUUUUUUGUCGCCAGCCGUGGACAUCAUGCCGACAUUGGAGGUAUUCGACCUGGAUCCAUGCCUCCAGAUUCGAGGGAGCUUUAUCAAGAGGGUGCAGCCGUCAAAAGCUUCAAACUGGUGCGUGAUGGCAGAUUUGAUGAGGAAGGCAUCACACGCAUCCUACUAGAGGAACCAGCACAAUACCCCGAAUGUAGUGGCACUCGAUGCCUACGGGACAACAUAUCUGAUCUGAAAGCGCAGGUCGCUGCAAACCAUAAGGGAAUCACACUGGUGAAGGCGCUUAUUGAUGAAUACGGCCUGGAAGUGGUGCAAGCUUAUAUGCACUAUAUUCGUCAAAAUGCUGAGCUGUCUGUUCGAAAUUUGUUGAAAACCGUUUAUGAAGAGCACGGACCGCAUCUGUCUGCUACCGAUUGUAUGGACGACGGCACGCCCAUCUCGCUUUCGAUUACCAUUAAGCCAGAUACCUACUCUGCAGUGUUUGAUUUUACCGGAACUGGUCCUGAGCUCUACGGCAACACCAAUGCCCCACGAUCCGUGAGCUACUCAGCUAUAAUCUACUCGCUCAGAUGUUUGGUCGCGCAGGACAUGCCGUUGAAUCAGGGUGCACUUAAUCCUAUUGAGGUUAUCAUACCUGAGGGGACGUUACUGUCUCCUGGGGACGGCGCGGCAGUUGUAGGAGGAAAUGUGCUGACUAGUCAACGGGUUGUUGAUGUGGUUUUGAAGGCAUUUGGAGCCUGUGCUGCCAGUCAGGGUUGCUGCAAUAACUUUACGUUUGGAAAAGGAGGGGACGACGGUUUUGGAUAUUAUGAGACGAUUGCUGGAGGAAGCGGUGCCGGGCCAACUUGGGAUGGGCGAAGCGGUGUUCAUACGCAUAUGACCAACACACGAAUAACCGAUCCCGAAAUCCUCGAGCGUAGAUAUCCAGUCAUUUUACGAGAGUUUGGGUUGCGUAAAGGUUCGGGAGGUAAUGGCUUGCAUAAAGGUGGAGACGGGGUUGUCAGAGAUAUUGAGUUUCUUGAACCACUUCAUGUCUCUAUGCUGUCCGAGCGGCGAGUCUUCCAGCCGUAUGGCCUCAAAGGCGGGCAUCCGGCUCUUACUGGUCGCAACACGUUGAUAAGAGCUAAUGGACGUGCACUAAACUUUGGUGGUAAGAAUGCUACAAAGGUGGACAAAGGAGAUCGAUUGAGGAUUGAAACACCCGGUGGUGGAGGAUGGGGUGAGCCAACCGACCAGCCGAAACAAACUAUUAACAACAUUGACAACAGUGUGCCAUAUAAAAUGGGUGGAGGAUCUUUGCAGAAUUACGAAGCGGAACAGCAAUCAUUUUGAACCGUCAAGGAAGGUUUGUACCAUCAUCUCGUGUAGAGCAAUGCCCUCAUGCAAUAUAGCACGUACGAUAGACGUAUAGGCAUAGACGCGGAAUAGAAAAGAUCAUGUUGGUUGCAAGA